Molecule: messenger RNA, 3582 nt
Organism: Cladocopium goreaui
Lineage: Eukaryota; Dinophyceae; Suessiales; Symbiodiniaceae
Source: the annotation of a GenBank genome assembly
AUGUCAUAUGUUGACAGUCAGAGCGUUUUCAAAGCAAGAUGCGAUGAGAUAAAGAUCUCAGCGUCGACGUACGAAGAGCUGCACAGAAAGGGUUGGUCAACCUUUGGAAGUUACGCCUUUUCAGUGACGACCAAUCCUGGCCAGUUGACAGAUGAUGAUUUCGAUACAAAAGUUGCAGUGCCUAUCCUGGGCAGUUCAAAUGCUCCGGAGUCGGCGUUGUUACGCCGUUUGCUCUUCGAAUCAUACACCCUGACUGCAACUGAGCUGAAGCGCAAAGCAGACAAUACAGAGAGUGAUGCGCCGAAGAAGCUCCCCAUACAGGAGAUAGCGGCUAGGUUCACGGCAAUUGAGAAGAAGCUUCAGCCCUUGAAAAUCGAGAGUGUGCUUGAACCAAGCCAUGCGUUAGUGAACGCUUUGGCGCAAUGUGCAGAGGACGGUCGCUUGAGGUACAUUGAGUGGUCUCGUUGCACUACGAGGUCGUCAGAGGUGAACAAUGUGAAAGAACAACAGAGCCUUAAGGUUUGGAAGGCCGAUGCAUCUGGAACAAUAAAACAGACGGAGGCCGACUCCAAUCUCAAGUGCGAGGUCUCAUCAGAACUUGAAGUGAUGAACGCCAUGAGGAGGCGUGGGAUUGCAUACGAGCUGGCAAACCUCAUGAGUUUUGAAAAGCAUGAGCUGAUAGUUAACAUGUUGUUCGCAGAGUUGCAGAGGGAGCCAAUGGGUGGUUUCAGGAAGCUCUCCAUGGGCCAACUUGCAGCAGCAGACCGUGAGAUUCACCUGAAGUUGUCUGAGAAGACACGAGCGGGCCUACCACUUGGGCCGGCAGGUGAACUUCCCCUAGAUGUCCAUGUGGAAGCUGUCUUGGAGAUGCCUGCCAUCAUGUGGCUCCUGAUGCAGAAACCGAAGACGAAUGCAGCGGUGGACAAAGCACCGGCUCCUGUCAACCCUCAGCCGAAGCCCAAGAACAAGCCAUGGUCACCACCGAAAGGUGGCAAGUUUGACAAGAAGAACCGCCGCUUGUCGAAGACACCAAUGCCAGCUCAGCUACGAGGUCAGACAAGGACCGAAACAAGUGAGGUCGAAAAGCCGGCUUCUGUCCCCACUUCUGCAAAGGCAGCACCGGGGAUUUUUCCUUCAGUGGAUAUCAUCCAGGAUGAACCUGUGUCCAACGUUGCAGUCGAAGGGCUGGCAACGCCUUUUACUAGUCAGCGAAGGUCAGCUGACACAAGUUUUGGGGGUGAGCCCCCUUUUGCAUGCAAGGGCGAAGGCCCUAGUCCAGCACUGGAGGGCGCGAAGGCGCCACCUUUUCUUUUGGAGCUUUUCUGUGGAACUGCAGGAGUGUGUGCUCAGUUUCGUACGCAAGGUGGAAGGGCCUUGGGUGUGGACCAUCACUUGAAGAGGGCCAAGCUGAAAGCUGCAGCCGUUCAACUGGAUUUGACCCAGCAGUGGGUACAGGAUCUCAUUGUGAAGGAGAUCACACUUGGCCGCGUCUCAGGUAUACACCUGGGCCCACCUUGCGGCACAGCGUCCAAGGCCAGGAACAUCCCAAUCAAAAGGAAACUUGUGAAAAGAGGAGCUCCAAACCCUCAGCCUUUGAGGAGCUCUGCAUACCCAUUGGGAUUUCCAUGGCUGAAAGGGCUGAACAAAGUGAAAGUGCAAGCAGCAAACUGCCUGUACGAAUUUUCAGCCAACCUUGUGAUGCUGUGCGAGAAAUAUGAUGUGCUGUUUACGGUGGAGAACCCUGAGAACUCCCUGAUGUGGGAAACUCCAUUUUUCAAACCUCUUUUGCAGCGUUUUUAUUUCCAUGUCAUUGAUGCCUGUGAAUACGGUUCCGAACAUAAGAAGUCCACUGCAUUCCUGGCCAACUUCGAUGCCCCUAGGCUCAAACAACGUUGUUCUGGCGAUCACAGUCAUGCGGCCUGGAAGGUCAGGCAACUUGAAUCAGGUGACUGGGCCUUUGAUACGGCCAAAGAAGCCGAAUAUCCCAGCAAAUUAGCACAUGAGUUGGCUGCCUCUUUUCUGGAAGAACUGGCAAAACGUGGAGACAUCUAUUUGCAGGAUGAACUAGUUGACCAUGCAGUGAAAAUUUCGGCUGAAUCACAGCCAAGACGUACGAAAGGGCCACUCCUCCUUUCUGAGUUCAAGUCGAAGGUGGCCAUUGAAUGUGUGGAAGAUGACAAUCCGCCACUUUGCAUUCCAGAGGAUGCAAAACCACCGUGGCAGGGCAUUCCUGUUGGUGCGAAGAGACUUGACCUGCAGCCGGUUAGUGAUGGAACAGGGGGUAGUGGCCGUCUGAAGGCAAUUUACGGGGUCUAUUUUUCCCCUCAGGAAUUUGUGCAGCGUGUGCAACAACUGACACAUCCAUUCGAUGUGCCACUCCCUUUGGAUGAGUCAAACAUGGAAUCGAUUGUUUUCAUUUUGGAAAGAGGCCCUGCUGGAGUAGCAAAGCACAGAGCGGACAUGCUGCAGCAUUACAUUGGGCGUGCAAGAGCUCUACAACAAGACGAGUUAAAGUUGCACGAGACGCUGAACGAGUCAAUUCAACCGGUGAUGGGCAUCGACCAUAUUUGUGCGACAGCUCGCUUUUUUCUUGGAGCUAUGAGAGACGAGCAUCGUUGGCGCAUUCCUGGUGAAGAUGGUGUUUCAUCUGGGUCUAUAGCAGCAGAGUGGCGUUCAACGAAGUCCAGGGACUUGGUAGGGCGCUGCUUGGAUUUAAAGCAUGCCUACAAGCAAUUAGUGCGGAAUCCUUGUGACGCAUGGGCGUCGAUCCUUGCUGUGGCAAAUCCAGAGGACAACAAUGUCUACUACUUCGAAGCCAUAGCCCUUCCUUUUGGAUCUGUUUCUUCAGUCAUUGGUUUUAACCGUGCUGCAAGAGCCUUGCGUAUGAUCUUGACACGUUUGUUCAAGCUUGUGGUUACAAACUUAUUUGACGAUUUUUGCCAGAUCGAGCUGGCGCCUAUUUCCGAUGGAGCGUGGAAGACGGCAGAGUUGGUGCUCACUUUGCUUGGAUGGAGAAUCUCCAUGGGAGAUGAAAAACGCAAGGCCUUCUCGAAAAGGUUCGAGAUAUUGGGGGCUAUUGUGACCUUUCCCCCACCAGGAGGUGAAACCAUAGAAGUCACUAACAAGGAGUCCAGGCUUCUGCAGUUGAAACAACAGGUAAAUGAACUGAAAGGCUUCCUGAAAGCCACUGCCCCACGGGCGAUGCUGGAAUCGCUGAAGGGGAGGCUCCUCUAUGCGGCAGGCCACACAUACGGCCGAACGACACAACUGGCCUGUCAGCUCCUCCACAAAUUUGGAGGUCAAGGACCGUCAGUUACAGUGACGCCGGAGUUGGUCCACGUUGUCUCUGAGGCCCUUUCUUUGCUGAUGGAGGCCAAACCGAGACUGGUGCAAUCCUGGUCCGAAGUGCCGCCCAUAUUGUUGUUUACCGAUGGUGCGGUAGAAGAUUCGCUGAAAUCAGUCACCCAUGGCGCUGUGCUUGUGGAUCCUUGGAAACAGCAGUCAGUUCCUGACUACUCAAUUGCUUUGAAAGCCCUGGAGGACUCUUGGAAGCUGGUUGGAUUGAUUGAAAAGGGGAGGUGA